CCCCUCAAGGCCUCCAUGGCGCCACAUCCGGCCCAGAACGGAAGCCGCCUAGGCCCGGCCGCUCUGCCCUCACGAGCGCCGCCGCCGCGGGGCGUGCCGGGAAAAGGGGCCGGUCGCCAUGGAGACGGGCGCGGCCUAGCCCGGCCUAGCGAGGCAACUUCUCUCCCGCUAUACUCUACGAGCCGAAGCCGCUUCUUCCAAGCCGGAGGAAGAGACGGAGGGAGGCAUGGCUGUUCCCGGGAAGGAUCCGGUCGGCGUCGCGGGCCUGCAAGUGCUGCUCGUCCUGUUCCACCUGGGCAGCGGAGGCGAAGGCGGCGGCGCCUGGGACCCGUCUGGAUACUUACUCUACUGCCCCUGCAUGGAUUUGGGAACCAAGCAGACCAUUUUCUGGGUUCUUUGGCGUUUGCUAAAAUGGUGAAUCGGACCUUAGCUGUGCCCCCCUGGAUUGAGUACCGGUAUCACAGGCCUCCUUACACAAAUCAGCACGUUCCCUACAAAGAAUACUUCAAGCUGGCGCCUCUCCUGGAGUACCACCGGGUCAUCACUUUGGAGGAAUUUAUGGAAAAGUUGGCACCCAUCCACUGGCCUCCUGGGAAACGAGUGGCAUACUGCUUUGAAGCAGCAGCUCAGAGGAGUGCUGACAAAAGGACUUGCCCCAUGAAGGAUGGAAACCCCUUUGGCCCCUUUUGGGAUCAGUUUGCUGUGGAUUUCGAUAGGUCGGAGCUGUUUGGAGGCCUCUCCUUCAGUGCCUCUUACAAGGACCACUGGAUUCGAAGGUUUCCCUCCUCUGAACAUCCUGUUGUUGCUCUUCCGGGGGCACCAGCCCAGUUUCCAGUUCUGGAAGAGUACCGGUCCCUGCAUCAGUACAUGGUAUGGUCUGAUGAGAUGGUGAACAAAGGCGAGUCCUAUAUUAAUUCAUUCCUGGUCAGACCCUACGUGGGAAUCCAUUUGCGUGUCGGUUCAGACUGGAAAAAUGCAUGCAAUAUGUUGAAAGACGGCACCGCUGGGUCUCAUUUAAUGGCUUCGCCACAGUGUGUGGGCUAUGAUCGGAACACUGCUGCACCCCUUACCAUGGAUAUGUGUCUGCCAGGCCUGAAGGAGAUAAAACGAGCACUAAGACUCUGGGUGAAGAAGACAGAUGCAAAAGCUGUGUACAUCGCCAGUGACUCUGAACCUUAUACGAGGGAAAUACAGCAGCUUUUUAAACAAAAGAUAAAAGUGGUGUACCUUCAGCCUGAAGUGCCCCAGGUAGAUUUGUACAUUCUCAGCAAGUCUGACCAUUUCAUUGGAAACUGUGUUUCUUCCUUUACUGCCUUUGUGAAACGAGAACGCGAUGUGCAUGGGAGACCCUCGUCCUUUUUUGGCAUGGACCACCCACCCACAUCGAAGGACGAAUUGUAGCCCCUAGAGGAAGAGAUGCCUUUGGACCCACUAUUUACAUACAGUUCUCAUAAAUGCAAGCUCUCUCUCAAAGCAAACACUGGAUAUAUCUCGAUUCUGCAGGUUCAUCCCACAUGGCAUUCCUUGAAUAUUACUAGAAUGUGACCUGAAAGGAGAAGAGGAUUACUUCCAGGAAACAUUCCCUUCUCCCACGGUUGUGGUUCAAAUCAGCCAAUCCACUCUGUUCAUCUCUUCCCCUUUCUGCGCUGCCUUGCUACCUCUUCUGGAAUUAAUGGCUCGUCUGGUGCUUCCUUAAUGGACAGUAUUCUCAAGACAGCUUAAUCACUGACAAGAAAUGUUCUGACAUUAAGAACUGGGAAUAGGCAGAUACAUUCUCAGUUCUGCAACUGACUGACAUUUGCCUUGUGUGCUUUUGUUUUCUGAGCUGCCAAAUGGAUUUAAUUCCCAUUCCCCCUUGCUGGGAGUGGGCAGACUAUAAGCAAAUGAUUUUGCUAUCAGCUGUGACACGUUAUGGGACUUUCAGAUGAGUUUUAGUCCUAAAAACACUGGUGUCCUUUGGACCAGCAGUUCUGUUUGCGGCAAUU
Molecule: messenger RNA, 1985 nt
Organism: Lacerta agilis (Sand lizard)
Lineage: Eukaryota; Metazoa; Chordata; Lepidosauria; Squamata; Lacertidae
Gene: POFUT1
Product: protein O-fucosyltransferase 1
Exons: 7
Coding region: 16-1401 (461 amino acids)
Biological process (GO): protein O-linked glycosylation via fucose; regulation of Notch signaling pathway; Notch signaling pathway
Cellular component (GO): endoplasmic reticulum
Molecular function (GO): peptide-O-fucosyltransferase activity
Source: RefSeq, a predicted model, not a curated record